UUAAAUUUCUUAAUCAUAUUUUAUCAAAGUUGUAUCUCUAAUCAAUUCAUGAAAAAGAAAAAUCAACCUUUCAAAAACAUCUCACUAUCUCUUAUGAUUAGUCUUCACAUAAGUACCUUAUUUUAUAGAGAAUCAAGAGAAGCAAAAGAGCACAAAGAGAAAAAAAAGGAAAAGAAAAAAUGAAUCCAACCCGGGGUCCCUGCCUAAAACAUCAGUAUCCUGAACCAAAGAUUGACUGAUUCACACAUGACCACACUUACCUUCUUUCUCUCUUUUUUCAUUCAAAAUCAUUGCACUAAUGUCACUCACAUUAAUUCCUUCCAUAUAAAUACAUCUUACUCCUUUAAACCAACCACACCCCAACAUAAAAAAUUCAAACUUUCAUUAAAUUAAUAUUCUCUAGCUAUUUCUUAGGUACCACAUGGAGUGCAACUUUCCUCCUCCACCUUGCAACAACAAUACUAUCACUUCUUCAUCUUCAAAAACAAAGAGAAAGGAGAAAAAGGGUGUGAAGAAAAGCAAAGGUUCAUCAUCAGUGAAACUUUCAACUGAUCCACAAAGUGUUGCAGCUAGAGAAAGAAGACAUAGAAUCAGUGACAGGUUCAAGAUUCUUCAGAGUAUGGUACCUGGUGGGAGUAAAAUGGACACUGUUUCUAUGUUGGAAGAAGCUAUUCACUAUGUUAAGUUUCUUAAGACACAGAUUUGGCUUCAUCAAACAAUGAUUAACUUUGUUGAUGAUGAUCACAUGUUCAUUCCUCAAGAACAUAACAACUUUCAUUCUCUUGAUCAACAUAUUAAUCCUAACUCAAGUUCAAUUGAGCCUUUGGAUACUUUGCCACAGUUACCACUAGAGCAGUUCUGUUUUCAAGGUGAAGAAGAGAACAAAUUCAUCUUUAAUAUGCCACUAUGAACUAUUAAUUAGCCACCAAAUUAGUUAAUUAGUGUCUCUAUCUUAAGUUCUGUUUUUUGUAAUAGUGAAAAUUAAAUGCUAUAUAUAUAAGUAUAUCUUAUGAGUUAGUGAAUGAUGUUAAUUAAUGUUGCAUGUAAUUGUUGCAUACUAGUAGUGUCAUUCUCUAUCACAAUUCACAAAGAAAAAAACUUUAUUUUAUGUGCCAA
Cicer arietinum (chickpea) is the source of this 1116-nucleotide messenger RNA. RefSeq lists its product as uncharacterized. The record is from RefSeq and is a predicted model, not a curated record. Gene Ontology annotation, biological process: regulation of DNA-templated transcription. Gene Ontology annotation, molecular function: DNA-binding transcription factor activity; protein dimerization activity. NCBI's taxonomy places the organism in Eukaryota, Viridiplantae, Streptophyta, Magnoliopsida, Fabales, Fabaceae.